UAGUCCUACACGACCAUCGAAAAUGGUGGACGUUCAGCCUCCGCCUUUGCGAAGCCUAGAUGAUUUUCUUCUGAGCUCGGCCAGAUUCUCCGCGCCAGAUGUUCGCAAUUUAGAGAGAUGGAACAACCGGAUAAUUAACAACUUACUGUAUUACCAGACGAACUAUUUCGUAUCCGCGUUUGCGGUGCUGCUCCUUGUCGGGUAUUUCCAGCCAUUUCAGCUCACUCUCGGGGCAGUUGUGGUGGUUCUGGUGUUUCUGGGCUUUGUGUGGGCUGCGGAGAACAAGGCUGUGAUCAGACGCUUUAGGAGAAACCACCCUUCUAUCUGUCUGGUGGCUAUCCUGGGCUCCAGCUAUCUGCUGCUCUCCGUCCUGGGAGGGGUGGCCGUCUUCCUCUUUGGCAUCACCUUUCCCAUUCUAUUGAUCCUGAUCCAUGCCUCUGUGAGGCUGAGAAGCUUAAAGAAUAAACUGGAGAACAAGUUGGAGAGCAUAGGGCUGAAGAGGACACCCAUGGGCCUGCUACUGGAAGCACUAGGUCAAGAGCAAGAGGCAGGGUCAUAGUGUAUGUCUCUGACCUACAUUAAUCUUCAGUAACCUUCCUCUAGGGCCUUUCGUAAUCAACAUUAUUAGCUAUGUGUUUUUAUUAUGGUGCCAAUAUUUCCCCACAUAUUCAGGGAAGGCCUAGAAAAAGGUGAAAAAGGUUCAUUUUGGGCGGAGUAUGAAUGGAAGGAAGGAGGGGAUACAUUUAAAUGAAGUACAAUGGACUUAAAAUGACUUUUCACUAAAGACAAGGUGCAAGUAAAACCACGUUAAAUGAAGACCUACAGUGAAUGUCUGAGAUGAUUUUACUGUAGGUUUUGAUUUAAUGCUUGUGAUUUUGCUGCAUUGAGGCAAGCAAGGAAAAAUAUUAACAUUGUUUUACAUUCAUUGUUUGUGUUAAAGUGUAUCGCUUCCAAAGAUAUACUUUGUUGUAAUUGUUUUUGGUGUUCAUGAUGCACACAUACAGAUUAUGCCUGUAAGCCCAUAAUGCCUCCAUUAUGCAUUACUCGUUUACAUCAGUACAAACCUUCACCAAUUAAUGAAGAUGAAGUUUUUCUUCUCACAUCCGUUGCACUUAAUCCAACAUUACCACAUAAUGCAAACCAUGUCUUUUGUAAUUUUUGACAUACAGUCAGUAAUGAUACAUAAAGUCUAAUCAAGACAGAUGUCACUGUUAAUGAAAAUGUUAUAGACCUUAAAUGCUCUUUUGCUAACUUUGAUUUGAUUUGAAUUAUACACUACGGAUGGUUAUAUAAUUUGAUCCUUUGAGUUGAGAUUUAUGUAAGUACCUUUACUGAAGCAUUUUAUGUUAAAUUGUGUGCACAGCUUAUUUCUUCCAGUGUGUCUGAAAGACACUAUUUUACUGAAUGUUCAAAUGCCAGACUGAAUCUCUUUGCCAUACCUGUAACCUGUCUGCAUUCAGACCCCAAUGAUGAAACAGACUGUAUAAAUACUCAAGUAUUAUCCUUUCAUACAUUAAGGACAGCUUUGAGGACAUGUAAUAACUCAAAAACAGUGAAGGACAGUACAGAUGAUUAUAUUUAAAGAGGAAUUCCUCUGCUUUUUCAGAGUUUCAUAACUCAGUCUUUGGGGUGUAAACAGAUUCAUCCAGAGCGGUUAGAUGUGAAAUGGUUUACUGUAGAGAAACUUACAGAAUCAGAUUUUUUACAGUGGUGCUGAUAGGAACCAGGUGUGACGAUGUCUAUGAUGUAAAUAUAGCCAUUUUAUUUACUCUCCAAAAUAAGCUGUGAGCCUAAAUGUGUCUUCUGUGUUUUAUAUACUCUUGAUUAUGGUAAAAUAGUGCUUAAUCUGGGAAUCUUAAUCUGGGUACUGUUUUUCCUUACAACAACCUGAGUGUGUUUGAAAACCAGCCCAAACCCUGUUGCAUAGCUAUAGUGUGCUGUAAGGGAGCUUUUAGAGGCAUUAAACUGUUCAGACGUCUGGCUCCUUGCACCACCACUGUAAAAAUUGCAGUAGAUUUCACAUUUCUGCUCUGAAUGGCUCACAUCUUAAGGUUUGAAUUACGCAGAAUAUUUUUAAAAAUUUGUAGAUUUUCACUUUAGGCUGGGAGACUUUAUUUUCUUUUGAAUCCAAUGAACUUGAUCUUGGUGUAAGGAUAUUUUGUGCCUAUUUGUAUUCUGUUUUUGCCAAGUCUGCCUUUUGUAAGUCUGCCUGAAGAAAAAAAAACAUGUUCUUCUCUUCUUUUGUGUAUUUUGUCAUGCAGUAUGUAUUUAAAGUGUACAAUACACGUUACCCUGUCGUGGA
Messenger RNA from Colossoma macropomum (tambaqui), 2302 nucleotides. It is a transcript of the gene praf2, whose product is annotated as PRA1 domain family, member 2. Lineage: Eukaryota; Metazoa; Chordata; Actinopteri; Characiformes; Serrasalmidae. The record is from RefSeq and is a predicted model, not a curated record. Gene Ontology annotation, cellular component: membrane. Bases 23 to 559 code for a protein of 178 amino acids. The transcript is spliced from 3 exons.